GAGGGGACAAGGGGCUAGUAUGAGGAAUGCCUUUAAGGAAUCUACCAUCUACGGGAACCUGGGUAGGGCGUGGUUUCUGGGCUGAACUAUCUAGGAGCGGAGACAGGUGGGCUUUUUUCCCCCUGCGGGUUGUCCUCCUUGUGGGAUGCCAGUAGUGGAAACCGUUGAACUGUUCCACUGUACUUCUUUUCACGUGAAACGGACCGCACCCUCUAUAAUUGCCUUGAUGAAGUGACUGAGGAGCAAGCUCAGCUCUUCAAAUGUCUGGAACAAGAUGUCCCGUUCGAUAGCGGCUCCCUGGACAUGGGCAUGGACAUCACCUACCCUGAGCCCCCAUGGGACCCACUGCCCAUCUUCCCAGGCCUCUGUGGGAGAAGAGGUACUUGGUGUGAAGAUAGAAUCUCCUAGCCCUGCACACUGCCUCUUGGGGAAUGUUCUGAAACCUUCAUUUGGAGCUAUCCAGAUUAGUGUGGGCCUCACCCCAGAUGACCCCUCAGAUACACAGACCAAGACAGAACCCAUUUCAUCUUCUUCCCCUCUUAGCUCGGAGGCCUCAUUGCUCUCCACAGAAUCCCCCAGUAAGCCUCUUGUGGAAGAGGAAGUGUUAGGAGUAAAGACAGAAUCACCAGCCCCUCAACUCUGCCUUCUAGGGGAUGUCCUGACUUCCCCAUUUGGAUCAGUUCAAAUUAAUGUGGGUCCAACCCCUGAUGCUCCCUCAGGAAAGGCCCCACCCCAUCGGAAGCCACCACUGCAACCGAAGCCUGUUAUGGUGACAAAUGUCCCCCUGCCUCCCCGAAAUUCACCUCCCAGCACCACAGUCUUGUUGCAGCCCCUAGGCCAACCUCCACCAGUCCCAUCUGGGCCUUCCGUAGUCCUUUUCCAGGGCCCUGUUCAAGUACAACCACCUGUGGGGGAGGGGCCAGCUCCCCCCACCCCCCGAUUGGAGAGGAAGAGCAUUGUUCCAGCUCCCAUGCCUGGGACUGCAUGUCCUCCAGAGGUGGAUGCAAAGCUGCUGAAGCGUCAGCAGCGGAUGAUCAAGAACCGUGAAUCAGCCUGCCAGUCCCGGCGGAAGAAGAAGGAAUAUCUGCAAGGGCUGGAGGCCCGGCUCCAAGUGGUCCUUGCAGACAACCAGCAGCUCCGCCGUGAGAAUGCAGCUCUCCGAAGACGGCUGGAGGGGCUGCUGGCGGAGAACAGUGAACUAAAGUUUGGGUCUGGGAAUAGGAAGGUCGUCUGUGUCAUGGUCUUCCUCCUCUUCAUCGCCUUCAACUUUGGGCCUGUGAGCAUCAACGAAUCACCUCCAGCUCCAGCCUCAUCUCCGAUGGCCAAGGAAGAGUCUUGGCCCCAGAGGCACCUCCUAGAGUUCUCAGAGCAAGGGGUAGUUCCUGGGGAGGACACCCAGGGGACACCAGUGGACCACAAGGAAUCACAGCCCAGGCCCCCUGGCCAGUCACAUUUCAAGAUCAUGACAGGCUCUCAGCUGUGCACCCCUUCCCUGCUCUGCUCCAGGAAUCUGACAAGCUUUCCCAAGGGAGCCAAGGAACUGUUGCUGAGAGACUUAGACCAGUUCUUCCUCUCCUCUGACUGUCGUCACUUCAACCGCACUGAGUCUCUCCGGCUUGCAGAUGAACUUAGUGGCUGGGUCCAGCGACACCAGAGUGGAAGAAAGAAGAGUCCUCAGCCUCGGAAGGUCAGGGAAAAACAGAAGUCUCACCAAUGGAAGAAACCACCUCCAGCCUGGUCAGUCCCUCCUCGGCCCUCUGACCCCCCUGAAAGUCCUCUCUCCACCCUCACCAGGGACUCUGUGAGCCAGCUGCAGCUGUAUCACCACCCCAGGCGUCCACAGCCAGAGUUCCUAGAUGCCAUUGACCGUCGGGAAGACACAUUCUACGUCGUCUCCUUCCGAAGGGAUCAUCUGUUGCUCCCAGCAAUCAGCCACAACAAGACUUCUCGCCCGAAGAUGUCUUUGGUGAUGCCAGCCAUGGCCCCCAAUGAGACCCUGUCAGGCCGGGGCAGUACAGGGGACUAUGAGGUGAUGAUGCAGAUCGAAUGUGAGGUCAUGGACACCAGGGUCAUCCACAUCAAGAGUUCCACAGUGCCCCCCUCCCUUCGAAAGCAACCUCCCCCUCCUCCUGGCAAUGCUUCAGGCAGCCCCUUGCCUCCUCCAGCACCCAGCUCUUCUAGGCAAGCUCCUCACCAGCCCUUCUACCUCGAUCACCCUUAACAGCUCUAGCUUGCACUGACUUAAAGCUGAGAAUGUGGUGGGGUGUACCCUCCGUUUCUCUAAUCCAGGGCUUGGCAUGAAUAAGGCACUUAUUUGGGGGUGGGACUGUCCCCUCUACCUAGUUCCCUUUUUUGUACAGAAGAUUCAGCUCUUCUCCAGUCCCCCAGUCCCUACUUCCUUUGAGGGAGGGAUAUUGGGUAAGCUCCAUUUUUUGUGGGCUCCUGCACAUGCCCCUUAUUCUGCUAUUUCUCCGGUGUUGGGUAUGGGGAGGGGUGGGGGGAAAGCUAGUCCCCAGGUGGGACCAAAAUUU
Messenger RNA from Vombatus ursinus (common wombat), 2531 nucleotides. RefSeq names its product activating transcription factor 6 beta (gene ATF6B). Gene Ontology annotation, biological process: regulation of transcription by RNA polymerase II; endoplasmic reticulum unfolded protein response. Gene Ontology annotation, cellular component: nucleus. Gene Ontology annotation, molecular function: RNA polymerase II cis-regulatory region sequence-specific DNA binding; DNA-binding transcription factor activity, RNA polymerase II-specific. Lineage: Eukaryota; Metazoa; Chordata; Mammalia; Diprotodontia; Vombatidae. The record is from RefSeq and is a predicted model, not a curated record. The transcript is spliced from 17 exons. The coding region runs from base 275 to 2221 and encodes 648 amino acids.